Molecule: messenger RNA, 4586 nt
Organism: Chaetomium fimeti
Lineage: Eukaryota; Fungi; Ascomycota; Sordariomycetes; Sordariales; Chaetomiaceae
Exons: 2
Coding region: 228-4544 (1438 amino acids)
Biological process (GO): actin filament polymerization
Cellular component (GO): actin filament
Molecular function (GO): protein binding
Source: RefSeq, a predicted model, not a curated record
CUAUUGGCUCCUAUACCCACAGAUAGGAGGUUCUUGGAGACAACGGUCACAUCCCUAGCCGUUGUCCAUCGAUUCCUACUUCCCUUUUCUUGACAAGUGUUAUACCCGCUUCAUUCCUGUAACACUGCCACCAUUUUGUUCGAUACACUGGUGCGGUGUUUUCUUUUCUGUUUUUUUUUUUUUCUUUUCCUACUCUUUCAUUCCCACCGGCCGUACCUUCCCGCCUCAUGCCCCAAGACGCGCAUCCGAGCGGCGCGGACAAUGACCAGACACCAGCGACCGUUCUUGCGAUGGGUCGGGUAAAGGGCGGCGGCGGAGUGGGCUUCGGCCGGGACAUGGCGAAUGAUGCACACGUCGGCGGAUCUAGCGCGACUGACGGCCCGUUUGUGGUCGGGAAAAAGCGCAAGUCGCCCGACCGUGAUGUUGGGUCUGGCCUCGCCGAGGCGACAAGUCGUUGGCCAGGUCGUGACCCCAAGAAGAUCAAGCUACCGGGCGACCACGCAAAUCUGGGGGCCCUAUCAGUCUCAACGCCAGGAAACCUCCCGGGUCCAGACUGGUCUCUUUUACCUCGGGAGGUAUGGCACUAUGUUCUUACCUACUGUCCGCCCAAGUCGUUGGGAAAGUUGCUGGCUGUCAACAAGCGGUUCAAUGUCUACCUUGAUCCCGCCUCGCCGGUUCACGCAGACCUUCCUUCUGUGACCCACGGCGCACUCAGGCCCAUGGAACCCAAUGCCAUCUGGCAAGCUUCGCGGCGGCUCUUCUGGCCACAGAUGCCUGCGCCUCUACGGUCCAGCCCUGAGCUUGAUAUGUGGCGGCUUGCAUGCUCUCCUAGGUGCCAAGCCUGCGGUAGGGUUAACGCCCGGGGCCAGACUGCUCAGAAUCCCCUCCAUCCUGGCCCGGGCACUGAUGGUGUGGCUGUCAUUUGGGCCUUUGGCAGUCGAAUGUGCUCGGCUUGUCUUUUGAAGAGCUCUGACAAGGAGGUCGACCUGCAAAUAUCGCCGUCUAUCCCCUCUGCCAUCAUCCCCGCACUUCCCUUCGUCUUCCUCACGCAAGAUCGCGAUGUUUUUACGGCUACUAUGCUCGAAGCAAAUCAGAUACCCGCGGAUCUGGAAGUUACCAAACUCUUCUCAAAGUCGGACGUCCAAGCUCUCCAGGAGGAGUUCCUCCAGGUCAAAGAUAUGGGUCAAGGAACUGUGAGCGAAUGGCUUAAGGGCCUUCCCGGCCGGGGUAGCGACAUCCAGCACGACGCAUCAAAAUGGGAGAAAUGGGAAUCAUCUGGCGGUCUUGCGAAGAUGUGCUCACUCCUCCACCCGGGAUAUGAAGCACAGGCUCCGAUGACCCAAAAGCCAUCGACAAACACAAUCCCUACCACAUUGGCCUCCCAGGGGCGCCAGGAACGGACUGCCGAGCAAGCUGCGGAGCUGAAGGCGGCUAGAAAGGCGGAAAUUGAGCGACGGUCUUUGCUGUUGGAUCCGCCGCUGAGCGCUGAGGUCCUUGGCCGCAUCCCUGCUUUUCAGGCCGCUACGCACAUCGUUGCGCGGCUGGAUGACGAGGCUUGGGAGCGGCUCAAACCACGACUGUUAGCACAGCGAGCUGACGCAGAAAAGACAUUACAGAGUGAGCCCAAAUCCGAGCCCACGGACGGGCAACCGAACCUCGACACAACCACUCUAGCCACGGAUAAGGAGGCUCGCGACCGUGUUGACAAGCAUUGGGAGGUGGCGCAGGCCCCCCUGCGCGUGAGAAUUGCCAACUACGCAGACGAAGUCAUCCGGGACAGCUGGGGCAAAGGCAAAAAAGUCACAAGAGAGAGCUGCUCACGAUUUGCAGUCGACUCACUCAUUUACGUUCGGGCGAGAUUCUACGCCGAAGUCGCUAAGGAUGCCGCUACUGCAAAGGCAGCUGGCAAAUCGCCUCCCUUGGACCCUCCAGAGGGUCCUUUCACCCAGAAGUUAACAUUGGAAAACAUGAAGUGGAUCUUUGACUCGAAGUUCAAGCCGCACACUGAGCCGUUACGCAAGGAGCUCUUCUAUUGCAAUGGUUGCGAGGGGAACUACAAGUCGUUCGGCUUCGAGGGCGUCAUCCAGCAUUACGCAGCGAAACACACGAGCACCCUCAGCCGAGGGAGCAUUGUUGUUCACUGGAGGGCCGAAUGGCCGGAGCACCCGCCCUUCAGCGCAACAGCCCGAUCCGCCAAAUCCUCCUCUCACCCUCGCGCCCCGGGUGGCUUUACCGUCAACGGAGGUGCACCUUUACCCCCCAACUACUCUUAUCAAACACCGGGAACCGUGCCCGCUCCCCUGGGUCCCGGUUAUCCAUACGGAUACACUCCACCAACGUAUAGUGGUCAUUAUCAACCGCCUCCACUGCCGCAACCCACUGCUGCUGCUCCGUUUGUGCCGGCGGCUAGCUAUGAGCAACAACCGCCCUAUGUGGCCCCAGCUGCCGCUUACCCCGCUUAUCCUCCCCCCGGCCUUCCCUAUACUGGCCCAGCCGUUGAACCACCACCAAACCAUGCGCCUCCUCGCAUCGGGCACUACGAUUAUCAGUAUGGACCGUACCAGGCGAAUGGCAUUCAACACACCUCAGCCCAGCCCUCGACCUACCCAGGUCUCGGUCAGACCCAGGUAGACGACAUUGCGCGGAACUCCCGCGAGGUGUGGCGGGUCUUAAGUGAUAUCCGAGAUCUCCCCGGCAACGUGAAGGUUUCGGUGACAAUCCACCAUCUAGUUAAGAGGUUCCAGUCUCGGUUUUACGAAACGCCGCCGCUAUCGAUGUUCAUAGACGGCUUGUCCAAUAACAAAGAGAUGCGUCCUGUUCGCAACGUCAACGGGCUCGUUUGCAAGGCCUGUCACUUGGGACUCGGCAACGCUGUUUCGGUGGAGCAAGAUAGGAAGAACUUCUCACUACCACAGCUCGCGAACCAUUUUCAGUCCAGGCACAUCGAGCCGAUGCAGAGCUUACAGGCGGCCGCCGAACCUUUGGAUUGGGUUACCGACAUGGUUUUGGUUCCCAAUCUUGCCCUCCUCCCAAGCAUCGCUUCGUCGGCUAACGAGCCUCAGAAAGCGCUGCUCUCGGCCGCAUUUCCGACUGCGUUUGAGCCGCCGCCGCCCCCCGCCACCGACCAGCUCCAGUCACAAAGCGGUCAAGGCGGACAGAUUUCCAAUGAGGCACAUCCCACUAGCACAGCGGAUGCUUGGAGAGGACCAUUAGCAACCGGAAGCCACUUGGGUCGCUCUACUGCCAUGGAUCCUGUAAAAGCUAGCCUCUUCUCCGGCUAUCGCACCCCGGGCGAGUCAUCCCACAGCACGAUUCCGACAACUCUUUUAGAGAACGAGCAUCGAGUAGCACACAAUGCUGGUGACCGGUACUCGCCGCACGGAUCACGACUUGGCUGGGGACAAGGUGGAUUGCAUAACGACGAAAAGGUGGCGAACGAAAAGAGAGAAGGGAGGGAUUCUCAAAACGGGGAUGAUUCCGGCGACGAGGAUUUCGGAAAACAUUUCAAAAAUUUCAAAAACGGCCAGGAGAAAAAGGCGCGCAACAAGAAGAAAAAGCUCGAGGAGAAAAGGGCACGCAGGGAGAAAAGACUGGCUGCAUGGAAAGAGAAAAGAGCUCACGGGGAGCAGAAAUCCCGUGAGGGGAAAGGGGUUCGCGAGGAAGCAGAUGUGCGCACCAUGCGCGCCACAACCCGGGCCGCAACCCAGUUGGCGCAGUCGUCCUUCGGCGUACUUGAAGGGGUUAAGACGGGAGCUGCACCUCAAAGCCAGGCCCCAGCACAGCAAAAUGCUCAGGCGUCACAGCAGAUUGGGGAGAGCUCCUCGAAUAAGGAGCAAGAACCCGGAUCGUAUUUCGAUCAGAGGCCGAUACCUCAGUCCCAAGGCCAACAAGCGACAUCAAACCCUACAUUGUACGCGAACAAUGGCCCCUCGGAAGUCCCCCCAGCCUUCCGGACUAGCCGAGGAACGCAUGACCAGCAUGGUGAUAGGGAGGCCUGGGCACGACAUUUCCUCCCAGCUGACGAGCGACAAGCCGAUCCUGUGUAUUACUCCAGACCAGCACCAGUGGAGAGUCCACGGGACGCCUAUGGGCCCCAGCGGAUACAGGCCGGCUACCCCGGCCCAUUGCCGGGCUAUGCCCAAGAAGAACGCCUCGGCCCACCGGCCCCUCGGACUGAAGGCGGCAUUCACGGGACAUCGCUUCCAGAAGCAGACUACCGCCGGUAUCGCGACGAUGUGCACAUGGCUCCACGACCGCCGGUCGAGGCAUAUGAGAUUGUACACGUCAUCGACGAGCACGGGGAAUACUAUAUCCGUCGGCCAGCGCGGCGCGAGCCGGAUUCGCGGUAUCUGUAUGAAGAGCGGAGGAUCCGCCACGAUGCUGGCCCCUACCCUACCCGCGAGCAUUUGUACGAUCAUGUUUCCCGGCCAGGUUUGGUCCCAGAGGGGUACCGCGGGAGCGUGGCUUCAGACAGCCGGCCAGGUAACCGACGGGCUGACCCGGGCUACCAUGAGGAGUAUGACCCCCGGUUUCCGGCUGCCUGAAAAAGUCUCAGUCGUGCGUGUGAUGGCAACUUUUUCGCCACU